AUGGCUGCGAUACAUUCUCUUCUCAACCCGGUCAACGACGGAGAAAACUACGACAGUACCAACGACAGCCGGGACGAGGUGUCUGCCCACGACAGCCAAGCCUCAGUAGCAUCUGACACGGUUGGAAAUGGACCGGACAAACGCAUUCGAAAGAAGCAGAAGAUGUGCAAAGACGCUGCAGUCUUCAAGCCGGGGGUUAUCAAGGGGGAGUGUCGAUACCCACCCGACGAGUAUCAAGACGAGCUGCUUGAGGCCAAACAUCAGAUGUACGAAGUCUACCCGAUGGGUGACAUAGCAACAUACCCACGACACAUCCCCUACAACAGUGAGAAGAAGUUGUUUUGGGACAAGACAGGCCGGGAGAGCUUUGAAGUAUUCCAAUAUCAGUUCAAGAUACCAGGAGAGUCAAACACAUACACAAUGCUGUGGGACUACAACAUUGGCCUAGUCCGUACCACGCCAUUGUUCAAGUGCGGAAACUAUUCAAAGACAACACCCGCGAAGAUGCUGAGCAGGAAUCCCGGAUUGAAAGAACUCUGCCACAGUAUCACUGGAGGAGCUCUUGUUGCACAAGGCUACUGGAUUCCCUUCGAUGCGGCCAAGGCAAUGGCUGCCACCUUUUGCUGGAACAUUCGCUAUGCACUGACGCCGGUGUUUGGAAAGGACUUCCCCAAGAUCUGUCUGUCUCCUGACGCAGAGAACUUUGGCUCCAUGCAGAUUGAUCCAGAGAUCACCAAACGCUGUGCUCUACAAGUUCGACAAUACCGUGAACUUGAGAGCUUGAUCACAACUGGACCAUCAUCGGGCAUGUCCAGUCCUCAGACACCGCAGACGCCUCAAGUUCGUCCUCAACUCAGAAUGAUCUUGCCCAAGCCAUAUAAAGAGACUGAUACCACGAGUGACUACUCGACGGACACGAGUCGUGAGGACAAGUAUGAAUUGUCUUCUCCCUCACCGCAAAUUGCUUUUACCAACCCUUGGUCUGCGGUCAACACUCCUCGUUCUCCUUCGCCCAAAAUCUCUUUCAAUAAUCCAUGGUCGCCAUCUAGCACUACUCGGUCGUCUUCGCCGUACGGGACAUCUCGCAAAGGUCGGCUGGCUGCCAAUAUCCCGAGAUCGCAUCCCCCUCUUGACCUGUUGCCACCUCCUCGGAGGCCGUUGUUCUCCAACAAUAUACCAAGUGGUGUCGGGGCAGAAGAUUCGGCUCUCGAUAUGUCACCCAGAUCGGCUGUGCAAGCCAUGGAUGUUGAUGAAGACUAUGAUGGAGGUUCAGAUGACUCUGAUGAUGCAAAGGAGAAGAACACUGUGAUGGCAAGGAAGAAGUCCUCAAGGGGAUUUACUGACACCAAGGCUGCCUAUGUGUUGAUGAAGCUGAAGACGCAGGGAGAGGUAUUCCAGGCAAAAGAGAAGUGCUUGAAGCGUCGAGCUUCUGCGUAA
Messenger RNA from Fonsecaea nubica, 1437 nucleotides. RefSeq lists its product as hypothetical. Gene Ontology annotation, molecular function: DNA binding. The coding region runs from base 1 to 1437 and encodes 478 amino acids. Lineage: Eukaryota; Fungi; Ascomycota; Eurotiomycetes; Chaetothyriales; Herpotrichiellaceae. The transcript is spliced from 4 exons. The record is from RefSeq and is a predicted model, not a curated record.